Colletotrichum higginsianum IMI 349063 is the source of this 1227-nucleotide messenger RNA. RefSeq names its product Alanine racemase. The coding region runs from base 1 to 1227 and encodes 408 amino acids. The transcript is spliced from 4 exons. Gene Ontology annotation, biological process: D-serine catabolic process. The record is from RefSeq and is a predicted model, not a curated record. NCBI's taxonomy places the organism in Eukaryota, Fungi, Ascomycota, Sordariomycetes, Glomerellales, Glomerellaceae. Gene Ontology annotation, molecular function: D-serine ammonia-lyase activity.
AUGGACUACUCGUUGCAGAACCACCGCUCCUUCAUCGGCUCCAAGGCGUCCGACCUGCCCUCGCCCGCGUUGAUCCUGAGCUUGCCGGUCAUCAAGAAGAACAUUGAGAGGUUGCAUCAAGAUGUGGAAAAGGCUGGAGUCACGCUCAGGCCGCACGUGAAGACACUCAAGAGCUUGGAAGUGACGCGUCUGAUGCUCGGAGAUGGGAAAUUCAAAAAGACGGUCGCUUCCACGUUAUCGGAGAUUCGUGGGCUAUUGCCCCUCGCCAAAGAGGGCAUCUUAGAUGAGGCCCAGGUUCUGUAUGGACUCCCUCCCGCCUCAGGAGCCAUCCCGUUCUUGAGCGAGCUCAGAAGCUCGGUCAAGAUCCUCCUGAUGAUCGACCACGAGAAGCAGAUCUCCCUGCUCGAGGAGUUUGCCAAGAAGAACCCCGAAGCCCCGACGGCGCCCUGGGACAUCUACAUCAAGCUCGACGUGGGCACCAAGCGCGCCGGCCUGCCCCUCGGCAGCGAGCGCCUCCAGAAGCUCAUCCGGCGCGCCGACGAGUCGCCGGCCGUCUCGCUGUACGGCUUCUACUGCCACGCCGGCCACUCGUACGGCUGCCGCACGCAGGAGGAGGCCGAGGGCGUCCUCGCCGACGAGAUCAACGGCGUGUUGAGCGCCGCGAAGCUCAUCGUCGGCGGGGACAGGAAACUCACGCUGUCCGUCGGGGCCACGCCGACGGCGCACGUCGUCGGCAGCCUGAAGACGGCAAUCCCGGCCAACGUGACGCUGGAGCUCCACGCGGGCAACUUCCCUACAAACGACCUUCAACAGGUCGCGACGGGCCUCGUCGCGGCCGAGGACCAGGCCAUCCGCGUCCUCGCCGAGGUGUGCAGCGUGUACCCGGAGCGCAACGAGGCGCUGAUCAACGCCGGGACCAUCGCCCUCUCCAAGGAGACGGGACCCUCCCCCGGCUUCGGCAGCGUGGUCGGAAAGCCCGGCUGGGCCGUGGUGCGCAUGUCGCAGGAGCACGGCAUCGUCGGGGAGGCCGAGGUCGCCGCCGCCGGAGCCGGCUCCAAGAACGCCGGGCCGGAGAGGAGGGACGUCGAGGCCAACUUCGAGGUCGGCGACCGCGUCUUCCUCAACGUGCAGCACGCGUGCAUCACGGCGGCGGCGUUCUACGUGUACUACGUCGUGGACGAGGACGAUGUUGUGCGCGACACCUGGGUGCCGUGGAAGGGCUGGUGA